Molecule: messenger RNA, 1121 nt
Organism: Vollenhovia emeryi
Lineage: Eukaryota; Metazoa; Arthropoda; Insecta; Hymenoptera; Formicidae
Product: protein FAM210A
Exons: 7
Coding region: 209-955 (248 amino acids)
Cellular component (GO): mitochondrion
Source: RefSeq, a predicted model, not a curated record
ACGAGGCAUUGCUACGUUUCCUACAUUUCGACUUGGUUGUGUGCAUUUUUGUGAUCAACGAGUAUGGGCUGUGGAGUGAUACGUCGAGGUGUGUAAAUUGCGUGAUGAACGCAAUCUGAAUAUCACGCGAGAUCGUAUAAUUGGCAAUUGGCGAGGAUACGAGGGCGUACUGGUCCUUGGUUAGGAAAAGAGGCGGCGUUUUUCGAACAUGGAUAUGAUCUUCCUACGCGGAUUGAGGUAUAGCGCGGAACUGAGUAACGCUUCGACAUCGGCCUCGUUGACCAAGUACCUUCCGCUGUCGGCGUGCUCCACGUGUCGUGUUAACGCAACACGCUGGAAGUCGGCAUUCCCUGAGAGAUAUCACCGUUACAAGGCCGCGUCAUGUAACUCCUUAGGUCUCGUAAACAAUGUACUCCUGCAUCAGAAGUCGUUGCGGCAGGACAUUAGUAAAAAUGAUAUCGCCCUGGCGUACUAUUCAGACCUUAAGCAAAGUCCCGGGGACGAUUGCCAGAAGCCUCAGACGGGACAGAAACUGUCAGUAUUUCAAAAGAUGAAGCAAAUGACGAAAGAUUAUUGGCACGUGCUGAUACCUGUGCACGUAAUUACUUCUAUAGGAUGGGUAGCUAUAUUCUAUACUGCUGUUAGGAACGGCGUGGAUAUAGUCCAGAUGUUGGAGUACAUGAAUUUUAGUGAGAAAUAUGUAGACCUAGUCCGUAAUUCGAGUGCUGGUAACUGGGCCAUUACUUAUGCGCUUUAUAAAAUAUUCACUCCGCUCAGAUACACUGUUACUGUUGGAGGAACGACAAUGGCCAUUAGGUAUUUGGGAAAAUUAGGCUACGUGAAACCGUUCAAGCUUCAGUCAGCAGAGGUGAGUAAUCCUGCGGACAAAGCUAUGACCAGUACAGUCAGACAGAUCUGCGGCAGGACACAAGACAAAAUUCAAAACAGAGUGUGAAACGGACAACCGACACACGAAGCCCCCAAAACCAUAAAUAUUUCCCCCGCACUAUGUCGGACCUGCGAGCGGGGCUCGGCGUAGCUCGGGGACUUGUCUCACUGAAUCUAUAUCGAAUUGUACAUUGAAUAUUAUUCGAUUAUGAUAAAUCGUUUCUUGCAUCAUU